Pyrus x bretschneideri (Chinese white pear) is the source of this 2535-nucleotide messenger RNA. RefSeq names its product probable tRNA (guanine(26)-N(2))-dimethyltransferase 2. The transcript has 12 exons. NCBI's taxonomy places the organism in Eukaryota, Viridiplantae, Streptophyta, Magnoliopsida, Rosales, Rosaceae. The coding region runs from base 449 to 2188 and encodes 579 amino acids. The record is from RefSeq and is a predicted model, not a curated record. Gene Ontology annotation, cellular component: nucleus. Gene Ontology annotation, molecular function: RNA binding. Gene Ontology annotation, biological process: tRNA N2-guanine methylation.
CAAUUUUUAUUUGGAGCCCCGGAUUGGGAGUUACCCGACACCCCACCCAGUCUGCGCACUAUCUCCAUAACUUCCUGUUCAUGUUAGCGAAAACCCACCGUUAUUUUCUGAAGUGUACCGGGUGAGAUUUAGGGUUUAAGCCGAAAAAGGAGAAAAAGAAAGGUUUCAAUUUAUCCGAAAAAUCAUAACUUUUAUCGCGAUUAGCAGGAAAAGAUAGGGUUUUCAAAUUAAUAAGCAUAUUUGUUGUCUGCAUAUAAAAAGUCUUCAGUUUGAUGCUAGUUGCACAAACUCUCAGACUCCCUGCACAAAUUCGCAGACUCCACCCACAGCUUCCAUAGAAGAAGAAGAAGAAGGGGAAGAGAAAGCCUCCUGCUUUUUACAGUUCUGCGUUUGUUCGGGGAAGGAAGAGAUUCGGGGGUGGUUUUUGUUUGCAUGAAAGUGAAGGAACAUGACGACCGAUCUCAGUGAUUAUGCCAUCAUUAAGGAAGGAGAGGCUGAGAUUCUCAUGCAUGCUAAGAACCAAGUCUUUUACAAUAAAACUCAGGUUAACAACAGAGACAUAUCAGUUGCUGUUCUGAGGACAUUCAUAACCAAACGCAAGGAGGAGCAUGAAGCAAGAUCGUCCAAGAAAGCAAAACCUGCACCGAAGGAGUCUGACAAAGAUGCUUCAAAUUCUGUUGUAGAAGAAGUACCUAAUGAGCCUGCUAUUAAUGAAGAAAAAACCAAUGGAGAUUGUGAAAUGGCAGCAGAGAUAUCACAAGGUGAACCAUGUAGCGUUUCAGAAAAACCAGACAAGGUCACUGAGGGAAAAUGGCGUGGGGAACUGAAGCCACCAAGAGUUCUUGAGGCCCUGUCAGCUUCUGGUUUAAGAGCUCUUAGGUAUGCUCGUGAAGUGGAAGGAAUUGGUAAAGUUGUUGCUUUAGACAAUGAUAAAGGUGCAGUUGAAGCUUGUAGGAGAAAUAUCAAGUUCAAUGGUUCAGUUGCAUGUUCAAAGGUGGAAUCACAUCUUGCUGAUGCUCGUGUGCAUAUGCUCACCCAUCCAAAAGAAUUUGAUGUGGUUGAUCUUGAUCCUUAUGGUUCUCCCUCUGUCUUCUUGGACUCUGCAGUUCAAUCUGUUGUUGAUGGAGGAUUGCUAAUGUGUACAGCAACUGAUAUGGCAGUGCUAUGUGGUGGAAAUGGGGAGGUUUGCUAUUCAAAAUAUGGUUCCUAUCCUUUGAGAGGGAAGUAUUGUCACGAAAUGGCUUUGAGGAUCCUCCUAGCUUGCAUUGAGAGUCAUGCAAAUCGUUACAAACGGUACAUUGUUCCUGUGCUAUCUGUUCAGAUGGACUUUUAUGUUCGAGUUUUCGUCCGUAUCUACUCUUCUGCAAGUGCAAUGAAGAACUCUCCCCUUAAGCUAUCCUAUGUUUAUCAGUGCAUUGGCUGCGAUUCAUUUCAUCUUCAGCCUAUUGGAAGGACAGUCACAAAGAAUACCAGUGUAAGAUAUCUACCGGGUUUUGGUCCCGUUGUUCCUCAAGAAUGCAGUGACUGUGGGAAGAAAUUCAAUAUGGGUGGACCUAUAUGGUCUGCUCCUAUCCAUGAUCAAGAAUGGGUGACUUCCAUACUAUCUGAUGUGAAAUCUAUGAAGGAGCGGUAUCCCGCUUAUGGUCGCAUCUCUGCUGUACUAACAACAAUUUCAGAGGAACUGCCUGAUGUUCCUUUGUUCUUGAGUCUGCACAACCUCUGUGCCACAUUAAAGUGCACUUCCCCAUCUGCUGUGAUUUUCCGUUCUGCUGUGAUCAAUGCAGGGUAUCGUAUAUCUGGAACUCACGUAAACCCAUUGGGGUUGAAAUCAGAUGCUCCCAUGGAUGUCAUUUGGGACAUAAUGCGCUGUUGGGUGAAGAAUCACCCGGUGAAACCUCAGCCAGCGGAUCAGUCAGGAACCGUGAUACUUGCCAAGGAACCCAUCCUUCAAGCUAACUUUGCUCGAGCUGUUGCGUCUCUUAGCAAGGCACAAACCAAGAAGGUAGCACGCUUCCUUCCAAAUCCAGAAAGGCACUGGGGGCCAAAGCUUAGGGCAGGUCGUACAAUCACCAGCAAACACAUCUCUCUCUUGGGUCCGGAGGCUGUCAAUGGACAUCUUAACCAUGAAGGUGGUGAGGAACAUGAUGCCAAGCGUCAAAAGAUUGAAGAUCAACCCACCCCGAAUUGAAGAAAUGAGUGGUUUUAAGUUUGUCGACCAAGUUGACCUUGAGCUCCAUAAUCCCAGUACUGAAACAACACACAUAAUCCUUCGUCAUUUUUACUUGGAGACAGCGGGUGGAGAGAGCUAGGCUUCUUGCAACCAUUAAUUAAGCCAUGAGCAACUGGAGCGGCAACUUUCUAUUUAAUUAGAAGCCAAUUUUCAGCAACUUUUGAGUUUGAUACACCAUUUUUAUUUAUAUUUGCAUACCUUUUGAGUUUGUAAGCAAUUUAUCUUGGUCACAUUGGCUUCAAUUUUGAUUCCAUCCUUCAAUUCUGUCUGAUAUUAAAUAGUGCAGUUAAAGUUCCAGUUUCUUA